Messenger RNA from Haliotis rubra (blacklip abalone), 2237 nucleotides. Its product is annotated as DDB1- and CUL4-associated factor 12-like. Lineage: Eukaryota; Metazoa; Mollusca; Gastropoda; Lepetellida; Haliotidae. Bases 135 to 1184 code for a protein of 349 amino acids. Gene Ontology annotation, molecular function: protein binding. The record is from RefSeq and is a predicted model, not a curated record. The transcript is spliced from 9 exons. Gene Ontology annotation, cellular component: Cul4-RING E3 ubiquitin ligase complex.
GUUCUGUGUUUGUGUAUGGGUUAUCGAUAGAAAACGUUACACUAUGUACAGUUAUUUACUGUAUGUCUAAAUUAAACAAACAAUGAUAUGCAAACUGAUUUUUAGACCAACCGUGACAUAUUCAAACCACAGCAAUGUUCAGAAGCACAGAAUCUCACAAGAGAAAACACUUCUCAAUAUCUGCAGAGGAGGAGUUGUGCCACCUACGUAGCCUACCAAAAGAGGCCUUCUUCUAUACCCAGCAGCGACAGUAUGGCCUGGGGAAACGUGUGCCACAAAGCAUCUUCUCUGACUACUUGGCAGAACAGAUACCGUGCUUACUCCAAGAGAGAGAAUACAAACUUGGUUCAAUUAACAAGAUAUUUGCAGCCAAGUGGUUGAGUGACAAGCAGGUUGUCUUUGGCACAAAGUGCAACCAGGUUCGUUUGCUGGGACACAAAGACUGGGUGUUUGAUCUGGUAUGGAUUGACGAUGAGUUUGUGUUGUCAGGAUCUCGAGACAACAAUCUCGCCCUGUGGAAGAUUGAUAACUGUGAUGAUGAUCGAUCUUCUCACAUCAACAACCUGUUCAUUCCGGAGUACAGUGUCAAACACCCUGUCACAGUGCAGCAUUGUCAGAAGGCGGAGAAAGUCAGAGCUCUUGCGUUUCACAAGGAACGGAAGGAACUGGCUGCCUUGUCUCUAAAUGGCUACUUUCACCUGUGGGAUAUCGAAACUUUCACACAGAUGCCAAGCAAGAACUUACUGGACAUCACAGAAAGCGUAUGUUUGUGUGUCAACCAGAAGAAGGUGCUGUAUGCUGUGGGCUGCCACUCCUCCGUGCUGCUGGUGGAUCCCCGCAGUGACUGCAACAUCACACCCAUAUCCAAACAUCCAGGCAGAGGUAUUCGAUCUGUCAGUUUCAAUGAGGACAUUUUGACCAUAGGCACAGGGUAUGGUAUGGUCCUAUUCUAUGAUCUACGGGCAUGCAAGUACAUCCAGCACAACUGUGGCCAUGCCUGUUACCUGAGUGUGGGCUCCGGCUGGCUGAAACCAGAAGAGGAUGACCGCUUCUUUUUGUCGAACCCAGGCUUCCCAAAUGCAGUGUAUACCCAUGCUUAUGACUCAAGUGGCACACGUUUGUUUGCCGCAGGGGGACCUCUGUCGUCAGUGUCAUGGGGUAACUAUGCUGGACUGUGGUACUGACGACUGAACCUGGGAACAGAAAUAUUUGGUAGAUCAUCUGUGUUUCAUGGAGAACUAUGUCUGUUUGUAGGACUGAGGACAAUGGACACUAUUUGGAACAGCUCUGUGUCAUGGCAUUAGUAUGUCUGUGUGUAGGACUGAGGACAGUGGACACUAUAUGGAACAGCUCUAGGUCAUGGCUCUGUGUGCAUGGUGUGUAGGUAUACCUCUGUGUGCAUGGUGUGUGUAGGCAUUCCCCUGUGUGCAUGGUGUGUGUAGGUAUUCCUCUGUGUGCAUGGUGUGUGUAGGUAUAACUCUGUGUGCAUGGUGUAUCAACAUGUUGUAGCAGCAUAGUGUUUAUCAUCAUGGUAUAUAUCAGCAAGGUGUACCAUGAUAACUCUUGUGAUGGGGUUUCGUCCUUGUCUUUAUAAGACUGUAGGAACUGCAUGUGUUAUUGAGCAAAUGUUCAGAAUUGUAAGAGGUAAAUUGUCUUUUACAUGAGAGACCACACUUGUAGUAGUUACAAAGACUUCAUCCAUGCAUACUGUAUUAUGAUUGUAAGGCACUGACAGAAGACACAUGUAACAAAUUAACUUUUGUUUUAUGAGACAAGAGCAGAUUUGUCUGUGGGCUUGGUAUAGAAACAAUGUAUGUGGAAGAAGUUAAAAGACUUACCUGUAUAGGUUUAAAAGAAGGUGACAAGCCAUUCACAUAGGAGUAUUGCAUUCAGGCAUGUGAUGCUAAUGUUCCUUACAAUGGCUUGCAUGCAUGAAGAAGGGAUUAGCAUAUUUUGUUUGUCAUAUGUCUUGUUAUAUAUUGUUUUCUGAAACAAUGUGGUGAGUUACACAGACAUGCCUUUCAUAAGGGAUAUUCAGGGAGGUCUUGUGUGUGCACUCUUUAUACACAACACUAGGGUUUGUUUCCUAGGUAAGGUAUAUGAAGCCAAACUUUUUGUCCAUAUCUUCUUUAAGUGGCAUUUAGUCCAUAGUUAGAAAUGAAUCUGCAGGCUGGAAUUUGUGUUAGCUCUCUGAAACCUUUGUCCACUAUUGGGAUAGGCUGCAGUGUUGCUAGAAU